This is a messenger RNA of Pseudovirgaria hyperparasitica, 1071 nucleotides long. RefSeq lists its product as uncharacterized. NCBI's taxonomy places the organism in Eukaryota, Fungi, Ascomycota, Dothideomycetes, Acrospermales, Acrospermaceae. The transcript has 3 exons. The record is from RefSeq and is a predicted model, not a curated record. Bases 1 to 1071 code for a protein of 356 amino acids.
AUGAAUAGCCCUACUGUAUCUAAGUUUCAAGAUCGGAUUCUACAGACACGAAUCGAAGACUAUGAGGACAUAAGCAUCAUCACAAUUCCAGGCCUUGCUGAGCUUUCGCCUGAAGAACGACUCGAGAUUGCACACAAAGCACGUCAACUACAAACCGAAAAUGCACCCGUAGAUAUGACUCCGCCCUUGGACGAGGAAGAAGAAUACCGUGACUCCUGCCAGAGAGAAGACAAGGCACGCAAACAGCUCGAAGCCGAAGGGUGCCCACCCUGCUAUCCACCCGGGCUCGAAAUCCAUCGAUCAGAGCACUUGCCCGAAGACUAUCGCGCGAUCAUCGAAUAUUGGCGGUCAUUUCCGUGGUCAAGCGGUCUGCCGCUUUGCGCCCAACUGCGUUCAUGGCGCGAGUUUCAUGCACACCAGCGGCUGCGGCGGCAGCUGCGACCAGACCAGCAGAGUCGGAUCGAUCGAUGGAACGAGUUUCUAAGUUACCAGCUGGCCCACUACAACAAUUCAGAGAGCAAACUUGUCGGUUUGAAGAAGGAGCUGAGUGAGGGGUCAACGCCGCAGGAUGAGGAUGCCAUACGGCGGCUUAUCCGGUAUGGUGAGCGGGAUCUUGAGCGGCACACGAUCAUGCUGGACUGGAUCAGGCAAAUGGGUAGGGAGAUGGAACUGCAGGCACAUCCCGCGGCAGAUGUCAAAGCCGUGAGUUCAAAACGAAUCUCGACACCCAAACAUGUAGUAUCGAGGCCAUCCUUAUCGCGAGCAGCGAAGUUGAAGCAGCAGCAGCAGCCAGGCUCGAUGGCUGAUACCACGAAGACCCCGAACGCGAGACAAGCACCCACUACUCGUAGGAAGAAGCACAGCUCUCGCACUGGCAAGCAGAAAAACUGUGAUGGUGUUGAAUCGUCGAAGCACGCUUCGCUCCUCCAUGAACAAUCCCGUCCAUCAAAGAUAACGAAAACGCAGGCCAGAGCUCACAGACCCAUGUCGCCACGUAUUCCAGACCAGCAGAUUACGACGACAAGAUAUGGGAGGGUUUCACGGCGGCCCGAUCGUUGGGUUCCCGGUUGA